This is a messenger RNA of Xenopus laevis (African clawed frog), 1343 nucleotides long. RefSeq names its product N-terminal Xaa-Pro-Lys N-methyltransferase 1 L homeolog (gene ntmt1.L). Gene Ontology annotation, molecular function: methyltransferase activity; protein methyltransferase activity; N-terminal protein N-methyltransferase activity. Gene Ontology annotation, biological process: chromatin remodeling. Gene Ontology annotation, cellular component: cytoplasm; nucleus. The transcript is spliced from 4 exons. NCBI's taxonomy places the organism in Eukaryota, Metazoa, Chordata, Amphibia, Anura, Pipidae. The record is from RefSeq and is a predicted model, not a curated record. Bases 196 to 867 code for a protein of 223 amino acids.
AUUGGUAUAGAGCUGUGCUUUGGAGCCCACGCUGAUUGGACGCUCCGCUGAAGCGACAUGCCAUUGGUGGAGUGGCCGGGAGACCGGAAGUGUUGUUAGAAGUAGAGUUUUCAUGCGCCCCCCUGAGCAGCAGUUGUCGGGUCUUUGAGUGGCGUGACGGUGCCUGGGCGGGGGAAGUGCCGAUCUGAGUCCAUAAUGUCGACGGAGCUGGUGGAAGACGAAACCCAGUUUUACGGCAAAGCCCAGAAUUAUUGGAAGAAUGUUCCGCCUACGGUGGACGGCAUGCUGGGAGGAUACGGUCAUAUAUCCAACGUAGAUCUCAAUGGCUCCAAGAAGUUCCUGCAGAGGUUUCUCAGAGAAGGGUCGAACAAGACUGGAAACGCAUGCGCUCUAGACUGCGGCGCUGGAAUCGGCAGGAUCACUAAACGACUGCUGCUGCCGCUCUUUAAAACCGUAGACAUGGUGGACGUGACGGAUGAAUUUCUGAACAAAGCCAAGAGCUUCCUCGGCGAGGAAGGCAAGAGAGUUGGGAACUAUUUCUGCUGCGGCCUGCAAGAGUUUUCUCCAGAGCCGAACCGCUAUGAUGUCAUCUGGAUCCAGUGGGUAAUAGGGCAUCUGACAGAUGAACACUUGGUGAACUUCCUGCAGAGGUGCAGACUGGGCCUUCGGCCAAACGGCAUCAUCGUCAUCAAGGACAACGUCACUCAAGAUGCCUCCAUCAUGGACGACGUGGACAGCAGCAUCUGCAGAGAAAUAGAUUUAGUCAGGAAACUCAUCAAACAAGCCGGCCUCUCCAUUUUGGCCGUUGAAAGACAGGAGAAUUUCCCCGACGAGAUAUACCACGUCUUCUCCUUCGCUAUGAGAUAAAGACGGCGCCGGAAACCUGCUCAUAGACCGGUCCAUCGUUUCGGGAAGCCUUUCUGACUGUUCUGCUUUGCCAAAAGAUGUCCUUGUGCAUGAUGGUGAGACGGGGGAGGGGGGUACCAAUAGGAGAACUGCUGUGACAAAUGAAGAUUUGGAACGGGAACAAUUUAAGAGAAAAAAAGGCAUGAAACUGAGAUUUUCUAAAGAUCAGAAAUGGUUCAUUAAAGGAAAUCGUAAGAAUGUGAUGGACCACAUGGAAGGAAUUGACCGGUAGGAUUAUUGGGGGUAACUUUUUGUUCCCCAGAGUACAGUAAGGCUUAUGGCCUGGUGCCCCCUCUGCACCCCAGCUACAAAGAACUAUGUGUGUGUGUGUGUGUGUGUGUGUGUCGAGAAAUGGAAGCGUGCUUUCAUAUACUAGAAAAAGUUAUGGCACCUCCCAAAAAUGUUAAUAUUUUAAUAUAAUAAAUUAUUUUUCCUUG